CCCUGCCCCUCCCUCCCUCCCUUUCGCUCUCUCCCGUGAUAUUAAUGACAGCUAUCUCAGGCAGGAGGCAGUCUCCUGCGCUCACUCUCCUGCAGGCUUUUCUCUCACGCUGCUCUCACUCUCUCUGACUGCGUAGCUGAGAAACACUCACUCACUCACUCACUCAAACACACACUAUGAGGCUGGUCCUGCUGUGUGUUUCUGCCUCCACCACUCUUCUGCUGGCAGUCCCAUGGAGCUCCGCAGCAGACCCAGGAGACGGAGCCCAGAGAUGGGAUAAGGUCCAGGAUAAGCCUGCUACAGGAGGGGGUUCAGGGGGCUGCCCUGUGAGGAUGAAGCCUUCUGGCCAGUGUGGAGAAGAGGACGACUGCCCCUAUCAGAUCACCCUGCCUCCACUGACUAUCCAGCUGCCCAAGCAGUUCAGGAUGCUGGAGAAGACCAUGAAGGAGCUGCAGAGCCUGAAGGAGACGGUGAACCGGUUGAAGAGGGACUGCCUGGAGUGCCGGCAGCAGGCUGACCAGAGCCUGCAGAGGGACAGCGGGGAGGCAGCAGGGGGUCCCGGUACGGGGAUGGGACCAGGGUUUCUGGAGCUACAGUCUGGAACCAGUAAGGAGGAACGAGGAGAUGGGGGAACCAACACAGGACCUGAUGGGGCUGGCCAAGACACUGGAACCGGCAUUGGCACUAGCACCGGUUCUGGUACUGGCAAAGGCAGUGGCUCUACCGGCGGUUCUGUGUUUGAGAUGCAGGUGAAGAUGAACAGGAUGUCCAACAGCCUGCGUAACGCACGGGGCCAGAUCACGGCUCUGCAGGGCCGUCUGGAGGAGCUGAGCCUCAUCAACAUGAGGAACGUGGAGGCCAUGGUGGAGAGCAAGGUGGAGAACAUCACUGGAGUGGUCAACAAGCUCAGCAACACCUGCAACAGCCAGUGUGCCGUCCAGACCUCUCCUCAGUGUACGUGUAUUUACUUAUUGCCUUUAUUUAAUUAACCAAAUAGGUUAUUGAGAACAUAUUAUCUUUGACAAUACAUUCUGUAUAACCUUUAACUGAUUUACAAGACCCUCUGCUAUCACUAAGCUAUCAUUAUUCUGUAAACUGCAGAAUAUUGAAAAUAGCCCCUCUAUUAUCUUGUAGAAGCCCCUCAAGUCUCUUGUUAUUGCUAACCUAUUGUUCUCCUCUAAGCUUCAGCCAGACAGACUUAUAAAACCAGGCUUUCCUGCACUGCAUGCAGUACUGUACAGUAUGCCAGUCCUCUCUACUGAGGGUGAGGACUCUGCCGUAUCAGUCUCAAAAGGACAACAGCAGGUUUAACUCCAGAUCAUCACCCUUCAUUUAUGGUCCUAAUUACAUUACUUCCUCACACUUUUUCUUUCAAAACUCAUUGGGAUAUUCUGAUAUUUUGAGUUUGGGAUAUUCUGAUAUUUUGAGUGUGGGAUAUUCUGAUAUUUUGAGUGUGGGAUAUUCUGAUAUUUUGAGUGUGGGAUAUUCUGAUAUUUUGAGUGUGGGAUAUUCUGAUAUUUUGAGUGGUCCUUCCGAUGGAAAGAGAUAUGCAUAUUUUCAUAUGGGCUUAAUAGAAACCAAUUUGCAACUAAUUUGCCUGUCAGUUUCAAUACUGUAUACCACUAAGGUGCUUCAUUUUGGAGAUCUGAAUUGAAAACCCAUGCCCAAUUAUUGAUGGAAUGCAAACUAGUCAUAACAAAGUUACAUUUCCAUCUUGAGGUAACUCUAGGGGACAUAUUUCAGUAGUAAUCAUAUAACAUAUUACAAUCCAUCAAAAUGGAUAUUGAACCAUUCCUAUAGCAUGUGACAACGAUCUCCUCCAUUGGCUAUUAUCUGAAAAACAGAUGUGAGAUCCUUUUGAAAUGGAUCGACUCCGACAGCAGUGCGAUUUCUCCAGCCAGUGUACAUGGGACAGUGUUAACGUGUGGUCAUUUCAGUGUGAACAUUGGGACAGUGUUAACGUGCGGUCAUUUCAGUGUGAACAUUGGGACAGUGUUAACGUGCUGUCAUUUCAGUGUGAACAUUGGGACAGUGUUAACGUGCAGUCAUUUCAGUGUGAACAUUGGGACAGUGUUAACGUGCAGUCAUUUCAGUGUGAACAUUGGGACAGUGUUAAUGUGCAGUCAUUUCAGUGAGAACAUUGGGACAGUGUUAACGUGCAGUCAUUUCAGUGUGAACAUUGGGACAGUGUGAAUGUGUGGUCAUUUCAGUGUGAACAUUGGGACAGUGUUAACGUGCAGUCAUUUCAGUGUGAACAAUGAAGACAGUGUUAAUGUGCAGUCAUUUCAGUGAGAACAUUGGGACAGUAUUAACGUGCGGUCAUUUCAGUGUGAACAUUGGGACAGUGUUAACGUGCAGUCAUUUCAGUGUGAACAUUGGGACAGUGUUAAUGUGCAGUCAUUUCAGUGAGAACAUUGGGACAGUGUUAACGUGCAGUCAUUUCAGUGUGAACAUUGGGACAGUGUGAAUGUGUGGUCAUUUCAGUGUGAACAUUGGGACAGUGUUAAUGUGUGGUCAUUUCAGUGUGAACAUUGGGACAGUGUUAAUGUGCAGUCAUUUCAGUGAGAACAUUGGGACAGUGUUAACGUGCAGUCAUUUCAGUGUGAACAUUGGGACAGUGUGAAUGUGUGGUCAUUUCAGUGUGAACAUUGGGACAGUGUUAAUGUGUGGUCAUUUCAGUGUGAACAACUAACUCCUUUAUUACACUUGCCAUUAACACAAGAUGAUGCAAUUUGUUGCCUUCCGACAGUUGGUCAUCGUUAGAAGAGAACACUGUGUAGAAGUAGAGCUGUGAGGGGAACGGCACCUCCUUACCUUCAGGCUCUGAUCAGACCCUACACCCAAACGAGGGCACUACGUUCAUCCACCUCUGGCCUGCUAGCUCCCCUACCUCUACGAAAGCACAGUUCCCGCUCAGCCCAGUCAAAGCUAUUUGCUGCUCUGGCACCCCAAUGGUGGAACAAGCUCCCCCACGUCGCCAGGACAGCGGAGUCACUGACCACCUUCCGGAGACACUUGAAACCCUACCUCUUUAAGGAAUACCUGGAAUAGUAUAAAGUAAUCCUUCUACCCCCCCACCCCCCCCAACAUAAAAAGAAAAACAAAAUGGUGGUUGUCCCACUGGCUAUCAUAAGGUGAAUGCACCAAUUUGUAAGUCGCUCUGGAUAAGAGCGUCUGCUAAAUGAUGUAAAUGUAAAAGUACUUGUCUUGGAUGAAUCUGUCAUGUUUCUUAUAAGAGCUCUGCAAAUUACUCUGGAUAACAAAAGUGAUUCAUGCUAAGAUUAUGUAGAAACAGGCAACAUAAAGUGUUGCAAUAGGAGUAGAGAGCAUCCAGUAUCAGAGUCCAGUAGUGCUGGUGUGUUCUGUUGGUGACACAUCCUUCUACCGGCCACGUCUCUGUCUUGAUAUGGGAAACUCUCCUCUUGGCUCAACGACAACAGAACGUCAUCAGUCAGACAUCUCACAAUCUCUGUAACGGAUCAUUAAGCCCCAAUUCACAGUUAAACUAAACAGUAUGCUUUCUAUCUCUGAUUGGAUUUGAAGGCAUUUGAGGACAUACAGGGAGGGAGUCUACCUUUGGAGCGUAUAACUGAAUCACGUUCUCUAUUCAUUUAUAAACACUUUUAAGAUUCAUUUAAUGUCCCUAGCCUUUUUCUGUAUGAAUUGAAGGAACUGUUUGCCUGUAAUGUGAGAAUGCACAAGCUCUUCAUUGGGAGGAUGUUAGUUCUAGAUAAGGGUUUUAUCUCUCUGCAUACUUCCUUGAUAAUACAGCUGCUUUUCCGUUGCUGUCAAUCACCUUUAUCAGUCUGCAUGGCUGUCUGUCCAUCUGUCUGUCGGACUGUUAUAUUUGGGUCAGUCACAGCCUGGCGUCCAUAUUCUGAGAACCACUAUCACAUAUGGGCAGACUUUGAUAGGAGUACUGCCCACAAGGGGAUAUAAAGACACACACACACACAUCCUGCCAGGCUAGCUUACUAACUGACUGCUGUGUCAUCCUCUUCUGGCUCUGAUCUGUCCUCUUCUGGCUCUGCUCUGUCCUCUUCUGGCUCUGCUCUGUCCUCUUCUGGCUCUGCUCUGUCCUCUUCUGGCUCUGCUCUGUCCUCUUCUGGCUCUGCUCUGUCCUCUUCUGGCUCUGCUCUGUCCUCUUCUGGCUCUGCUCUGUCCUCUUCUGUGCUCUGCUCUGUCCUUUCCUGGCUCUGCUCUGUCCUCUUCUGGCUCUGCUCUGUCCUCUUCUGGCUCUGCUCUGUCCUCUUCUGGCUCUGCUCUGUCCUCUUCUGGCUCUGCUCUGUCCUCUUCUGGCUCUGCUCUGUCCUCCUUCUGUGCUCUGCUAACUCAACUCCUCUCUCAUGCUUCCUAGGCUCCUAUCCUGAGCAGCCGACUGGCGUCACUUUCCAAAACGCAGGGGGCUCUACGCUCCAAAAGUGGAUGUCAGGAUGCAUUAGCAUCACAAACACAAAGUGGGGACUGGCAGGCUCUCCAGCAGCCUUGGUUAAUCCCAUUUUACACUUUCCCACGUUUUGACAAGUCUGUCCUCCCCUUAUAUCAAAACACUCUGACGGCCGUGGCUCGACUCGCUCGGUCAGCUCUGGGCUGAAAGUCAGUAACAUUCCAUGCAAUGGCCUACUGGGCUGUGAGACUGAGGGAAACAGUGUUUUUUUGACUCCUCUGACACUGACCGUUGACUUUCUCCCUUCCCCCUGCCCCGCCUCUCUCUCUCCCCCUGCCCCGCCUCUCUCUCUCCCCCUCCCCCGUCUCUCUCCUCUCUCUCUCUCUCUCCCUCCCCCGUCGCUCUCUCUCUCUACCCCUUCCCUGCCCCCCCCGUCUCUCUUCUCUCUCUCUCCCCCUGCCCCGUCUCUCUCUCCCUCCCCCUGCCCCGUCUCUCUCUCUCUCUCGGCCUCCCCUGUCUCUCUCUCUCUCUCGCUCUCUGUCUCUCCUCUCUCUCUCUCCCCUGUCUCUCUCCUCUCUCUCCCCCUCGUCUCUCUCCUCUCUCUCUUUCUCUCUCAACCUUCCCCUCCCCCGUCUCUCUCUCUCUCUCGCUCUCUGUCUCUCCUCUCUCUCUCACUCUCCCCCGUCUCUCUCCUCUCAACCUUCCCCUGCCCCGUCUCUCUUCUCUUCGUCUCUACCCCACUUGCCCCGUUCUUCUCUCCCUUCUCUCUCUCUCUCCCUCCCCGUCUCUCUCUCUCUCUCUCUCUCUCCCCCAAACAGUCAUCAUCGCGCCCAAGGACUGCUCUGACUACAACAUGCUAAAGGAGAGGAAGAACGGCGUCUACCGGGUCACGCCCGACCCCAGGAACGGCACGUUCGAGGUCUACUGCGACAUGGAGUCGUUCGGCGGCGGCUGGACCCUGGUGCAGCAGCGCCUCAACGGCACCGUCAGCUUCAACCGCUCCUGGGCUGAGUACAAGGUUAAUAAUCCCAUCUGACACUUUUUGACAAGUCUGUUACCUUUAUUUCUCAAACUCUUUGACAGACCGUGGCGCUACUCGCCAGGUCACCACUCUGGGCUGAAAGUCAGUAACAUUCCAUGCAAUGGCCUGGUGGCCUGUGAGAAUCAGGGAAAACAGGGAUUGCGUCCCAAAUGGCACCCUAUUCCCUAUAUAGUGCACUACUUUAGACCAGAACCUAUGUAGGGAAUAGGGUGCCAUUUGGGACAGAUUCGACUCCUCUGACACUGACCUUUACCGCUCUCUCUCUCUCUCUCUCUCUCUCUCUCUCUCUCUCUCUCUCUCUCUCUCUCUCUCUCUCUCUCUCUCUCUCUCUCUCUCUCUCUCUCCAGAGGGGCUUUGGUAACCCACGGGGAGAGUUCUGGUUGGGCAACGACCGCAUCCACCUCCUGACCAAGGCCAAGGACAUGGUGCUGCGCAUCGAACUGGAGGACUUCCAAGGGGUGCGGGAGUAUGCCAAGUUCGACCAGUUCUACGUGGCCAACGAGUUCCUGAGGUAUCGUUUAUCCAUCAGCGGGUACAGUGGCACGGCCGGCAACGCGCUGCACAUGAACAAGCAGUUCAACCACGACCAGAAGUUCUUCACCACACCAGAUAGGGACAACGACAUGUACCCGUCAGGGAACUGCGGGGCGUACUACAGCUCGGGGUGGUGGUUUGACGCCUGCAUGUCAGCCAAUCUCAAUGGGAAAUACUAUCACAAGAGAUACAAGGGCGUGAGGAACGGCAUCUACUGGGGAACGUGGCACAACAUGUCCAGUGAAGCAUACCCUACCAACUACAGGCAGGCCUUCAAGACGGUCAAAAUGAUGAUACGGCCAAAGAACUACGUUCCGUAAAGGAAGGCAGCAUGAGAUCGGAAACGACCGGAAAGAUCAGAAAGACUUUCUUCUUCUUAACUCUCUGCUCCUUUGACCUCUCUGCCUCCCACUGUCAAGUUUAACCACAUGGUUCAGAGACGGUCUGAGACACUUCGGUUCACGGUAAUAAAACAGCAAUGAAUUCUUCAAAGUUACCAGUUUCACCGCUGUAAACAAGGUUGGAAAAGACUCCACCGAAGACAAAUGUAUGAUAUCACAGUCAUAGUAAAUGUCAGACAUGUCUGGCUAUCGAUUAAACAACAUAAUAUGGAACAUGUGCUACUGAACUAAUAACAGCAACAAAAUGGCGUCAGAUAUGUUUGCUUUGUGCAGAAUAAUUGCAUUGGUUGACUGCAGGCACUGCAACUGUUUCCAGACAUCUGUAUAUCCCAAGCGUUUCCUGUAUAAUACUGCCACCUAGCUUUAUAUCAUAACAUUGCAUCCUCAUCUAGACAUGCUGAGCAGCAUUGGAAAACAAAAGUCCCCAAGAUCAAGGAGGAAAUGUACAGUAUUUAUUUUUGGAAGUAUGAUAGCUUUUAUAUAACUAAUAUAUGGACUGUAUUUUCAUGCAGUACAUAGUGAUUGCCUAAGAUAAGUACCCCAAAAAAGUAUUGUAUUCUGAAUAAAAAGCAUUGUAUUGGGGUUGGGAAGUUGACCACAGAGAAGUUUAAAACUAGAAUAUGGAUUAUUUGGACUUGUAUGAAACGGUUUAAAGUGUAGGCCUAUUUGAAUAGAAUAAUUGAUUAUGUAGCUUGACAUUUAGAACUGUAUUUACAUUAGACCUGUUUUAUUCACCUUCCAUUGUCCUAUUCAAAAAAGUAUUUACUUUUUAUAUAAAAACACGAA
Molecule: messenger RNA, 7150 nt
Organism: Coregonus sp. 'balchen'
Lineage: Eukaryota; Metazoa; Chordata; Actinopteri; Salmoniformes; Salmonidae
Source: the annotation of a GenBank genome assembly